AUGGCUGCCACAUUUUUCGCCGCCACUACUGAUAUUCUACUGGUGGGUAAAACAGGACAAGGCAAGAGCGCCACAGGGAACUCUAUCAUACGAACUGAAUCAUUUAACAGCUGUUUCUAUACAUCGUCUGUUACAGAGGGUGUCCAGGUCGAAAUGACCUUUUUCAGAGAUCGAAUUCUCAAGGUCGUUGACUGCCCUGGGAUUGGAGACACCCGCCUCAACAAGAGGGAAGACGCCCUCAAGUUUAUCGAAUCCAUCUCCCAGGCUAUGGCAAUCAACGUUAUAGGCUAUCACGCUAUGUUGUUUAUUGUAAGGUUCGGGAACAGAUUCACUAAGGAGGAAGUGUACGCGGCUGAGCUGUUUAAGACAACGUUUGGUCCAGAUUUUAUUGCCAAACAUGGGAUUAUCGUCAUGACAGGCGGAGACAACUUUGUUACAGAUCCUGGAGUCAGGAAGAGAAAUCUGAAAUUUGCAGACUGGGUGUCUGAACAGACGGAUCCUAACUUUACUGCUUUACUCCGUGAGAUGAACAAUAGGAUUGUGUUGUUUAAUAACAUCACAGAGGAUGAAGGUUUAAUAGACUCACAACUACAAGACUUAGUUGAGAUGAUUGACGAGCUACCUACAGAGGGAUUAAGGUACACGAACGAAGACUUCGAGUCAACUCAACAGCAGAGAGAACAUUUUAUUAAGCAAAUGCCAAGACCGUGUCUAAAUGAUGACCUGUUUCUAAAUAUAUGCACCCUGAAAAACAGUUUUCUGAGGCUCAAUUUGGAGACGUGCGACGAGCGAGAUUUGGUUUUAAAACUUGAGAGUUUGCGAGAUAACGCGGCCAAUUUAUGCGCGAGUGUCGUUGAUGCAGAUCAGAACACAGGUGCCCUACAAGCAGCCGUACAACUGGUCACGUGUGUCAAGGAAUCGAUUGAGGAACAGAUUAAACUAGUGCGUGCUAACUAUCAGGAGAAAAAACGUAACUUUUUCUCUAAACAAAACGAUGAUAAAUCAGAAGAAGCUGAACAAAGCUUUGAUGAAGGGGGCUUGAACGUAAUGGUGGUCGACAAACUCAAAAUUGAAAAAACAAACGAAACAAACGCAGGUGAUGAUGAAACUCCGGAUGUGAAGCCAAAAGCUAAGCCCGUCCCCCCACCCAAGCCGGCUAAGCUUUAUCUAAAAAUAGACACCAGUGGUAAAAAAUAUUACCGGGUCAAGGUCGAAAAGGAGGUGAGGAUACGAAUCGAGGAAAAGUUUUUUCUGCUAAACGAGGAUCAGAAGAAGUCAGGGGUGUUCGUCUCUUUGUUGAAUUUCGUGAGAAAUAAUUUGAGGAAACGCGUCGUAAUAAAUGUGUAA
Messenger RNA from Physella acuta, 1347 nucleotides. RefSeq lists its product as uncharacterized. Gene Ontology annotation, molecular function: GTP binding. The record is from RefSeq and is a predicted model, not a curated record. Lineage: Eukaryota; Metazoa; Mollusca; Gastropoda; Physidae.